AUGGAGAUGGGAGGCUUGAGAACGGACGCAUGUCGCAUGAUUGAAAACCAGAUCAUGUUGCAGAAGAGGAUAUCUCUAAGCUGGUGGCGCUCUUUGCUGUCCAAGUCUGUCCGAGCUUGGCAGCCCAUGGCGCAGGCCUUCCGAGAGGAGCUGGAGCGGCGCCUGUCCAGAACCUCCAAGAGUGAGGAUCUCAAGCAAAAUUUAGUGGAGGCUCCGGUCCCGGAAGUUUCGGCAGAGGCUUCUGCAGAGGCAGAGGUUCCCGCAGAGGUUCCUCGUGUCUCGUCCGCCGCACUGUCGUUGAGUUUCAGUGCGAGGGAGACGGAGGUGGAGGCCUUGGCACCGCGCUCGCUGCUUUCACCCAUCGCGGGCUCCGGUUCCAGCUCUAGCUCCUCGCCACGAACCUUCGUGAGCCAGGGCUCCCGAGGGAGAGCUCCUUCGGACGUGGUGCGCGCGGAGAGCACCGGCCUCCUUGGCCUCGGCGGUUCGCGGUCCACCUGGGGUAGGCGGCUGCUGGAGGCGGACGUGCGCUCGCUGCGAGCAGAGCUGCAGGAGGAACGAGCCCGAUCGUCGCGCCUGGCAGCUGAGCUGCGCCAUGCGCAGGCGAAGGUGGAGAAGCUGCAGGGGCAGCUGGAUUUGCAGAGGGAGCGAGACGAGCUAUUGCAGGAUCUUGACAGCAGUUUGAGGGAAAUGAAGACGAGCCACACGUCAGAGCAGAAGGAGGCCAUGAAGGAGACCAAGGCGCAAGAGAAGCAAGAGAAGAAGGCAUUGAUGGCUGAGCUGGCCAAGAUCGAGAAGAUGCGCGCUGAGCGCGAGAAGGAUCGCUUGCACAAGCUGAAGCAGGCGAAAGGGAAAAGCAAGGGAAAGCGGUCGGCAGCCGAAGCUGGGCUUCCAACCAAGGAGCCGGAGAUUCGUGACAUCGACUGA
Molecule: messenger RNA, 924 nt
Organism: Symbiodinium necroappetens
Lineage: Eukaryota; Dinophyceae; Suessiales; Symbiodiniaceae
Source: the annotation of a GenBank genome assembly